AAAAAAAAAAAAACCAAACUUCGAAAAACUCACCUCUCGGAAUCUCCGGUGACUCCUACACGGCGGCUCCUAUGAGGCCUUCAGGUUCUUACAACAGCGGAAAUAACGCUAAUCUUCCUGGAAACACCGGGAACCAACAGGUUCUUUUAGUGGCUCCGUUGAAUAGCGUACCAUACAUCGGUCCAUCUACCAACCAAGCUCCCAUGUCAGGUCGAAGGGAAAAUGACGACGCGGAAAAAGGAGGGCCGGCUAUGAUAUUUCUGCCUUCUGAAUCAGCUGCAGAGUUCACUGAACUUGCAGGCCAAACCAAAACUGGAGUUGCCCUCACGGGGAGUGCGGCCAUGGGGAAAAUCGGACCAGCCAUUGGUUUGGUGGAUAUCGCUGAAAAUGAUGACUCGUACUUCUUUCGUGUUUCGCUGCCAGGCGUAUCGAGAGAUGAAAAGGAUUUCAGCUGUGACAUCGAGCCUGAUGGCAAGAUUCUGAUAAAGGGAGUGACAAUGACGGGAGAGAAGACUGUGUGCAGAGAUUCUCAGGUUUUCAAGAUGCUGACGCAGAACCUAUGCCCGCCUGGACAUUUUACAGUCUCGUUCCAGCUUCCAGGCCCUGUGAAUAGCGAAGAAUUCGACGGCCAGUUCGGAUCGGACGGUGUUCUUGCCGGCACAGUCAAGAAGAUAUGAACAAUAACAUUGUUCAUAAGUGAAUCUUGAGCUGCAAAACCCAGAAGAUCAUAAAAAAAAAACAUAUAAGAGAGAAGUUAAAAAUUAAGAAAGAGGAGAAUCUGUUGUUUCCUUCAAGAACCCUAUUUUGUUUAUGUUAAAGUAUGAGCCAAGCGCAUAUAGGUACUCUAUAUCAUGGUUGUCGGAAAUAUCGAGAACCGGCAUCGGUCCGGGCCUCACCUGGUCGGAAAGAACUUGGGAAUGUGGACUUCCUUUUUAUCGCCAUCUCGAUUAAAACCCGUUAAAUUA
Tarenaya hassleriana is the source of this 965-nucleotide messenger RNA. Its product is annotated as alpha-crystallin domain-containing protein 22.3. The record is from RefSeq and is a predicted model, not a curated record. Lineage: Eukaryota; Viridiplantae; Streptophyta; Magnoliopsida; Brassicales; Cleomaceae. The transcript has 3 exons. Gene Ontology annotation, cellular component: nucleus. The coding region runs from base 72 to 677 and encodes 201 amino acids.